This is a messenger RNA of Mercenaria mercenaria, 1644 nucleotides long. RefSeq lists its product as uncharacterized. Gene Ontology annotation, biological process: DNA integration. Gene Ontology annotation, molecular function: nucleic acid binding. The transcript has a single exon. Lineage: Eukaryota; Metazoa; Mollusca; Bivalvia; Venerida; Veneridae. The record is from RefSeq and is a predicted model, not a curated record. The coding region runs from base 1 to 1644 and encodes 547 amino acids.
AUGAUCGAUCGCUUGCGUUAUUUCUCAGAUUGGCAUCGUGCAAAAAGGGCUUUCGCGUUGUGUCUCAGAUUUCGAGACAAACUGUAUCAGAAAUAUGUUCAUACUAGGAAUACACACAAUGACGAGAGACAGAAACAACAUUCUCAAUCUCAAUCUUUUUCCCAUUAUCAGUCUCCUUCUGUUUCGGAGUUGCAGGCUGCAGAACUACAAAUACUUAAACUCUUACAAUCUAUGCACUUUAAGCAUGAAAUUGCUACCCUGAAAAGGAAUAGUGUUCGAGGUUCUAAUGAUAGGAAUACUCUUAAAAAUCACCGCAAGAUUCUUCAGGGAGAGUCUCAUUUGCUACGGCUAGAUCCUUUCCUAGAUCAAGAUGGUAUCAUUAGAGUUGGUGGUCGAAUCAGACAGCUUGAUGUCCCUAGCAAUGUUAAACACCCAAUCAUUGUGCCCAAAGGAGGUCACAUUACAGACCUAAUAAUAAGACAUUUUCAUCAAAGGGUAUACCACCAAGGGCGUGGCAUCACUAUUAAUGAGAUUCGAGAUCAUGGCCUUUGGAUCAUUGGUAUCAGUUCAGGUGUUUCCUCAGUAAUAUAUAAGUGUGUCACAUGUCGUAGGCUUAGAGGCAUGGUUCAAAAUCAGAAAAUGUCCGACCUCCCGACUGACCGUUUAGAACCUGCUCCUCCCUUUACCUACUGUGCAGUGGAUUAUUUUGGUCCAAUUUUGAUUAAAGAUGGGAGAAAGGAGUUGAAAAGGUAUGGGGUACUGUUUACAUGUCUCUUGUGUAGAGCAGUUCACGUUGAGACUGCAAAUACGUUAGAAACCGAUUUAUUCAUAAAUUGCCUUCGACGUUUCAUAUCAAUACGUGGACCUACUAGGCAGUUACGCAGCGACCGAGGUACAAAUUUCGUGGGCGUUCAAAAUGAGUUUCACGAAGCUGCAUCAAAAUUAGAUUCGGAACGUAUUCAGGAAUAUUUAUUAAAGGAGAAUUGCGACCUAAUUGAUUUUGAGAUGAACGUACCCUCGGCAAGUCACAUGGGUGGCGUUUGGGAACGCCAGAUUAGGUCGGUUAGGAAUGUUCUCGAUUCGCUGUUGUUAGAGCACGGUACAAAUUUAGAUGACGAGAGCUUAAGGACCUUCUUAUGCGAAGCUUCAGCUAUUGUUAAUAGUAGGCCACUCACUGUAGACAGUUUGAAUGAUCCACUUUCACCCACACCUUUGACCCCUAAUCAUCUGUUAACGAAGAAAUCCAAGGUCAUCUUACCCCCACCUGCGAACUUUCAACGUGUUGACCUUUACUCAAGGAAACGUUGGCGGCGGGUACAGUAUUUAGUAGAUCAAUUCUGGGUUAGAUGGAAAAGUAAAUUUCUGCAGAAUCUGCAAACGCGGAAUAAGUGGCAUUUUCGUAAACGUAAUGUUCAAAUAGGUGAUAUAGUGUUACUGAAGGAUGAUAACCUUCCGCGAAAUCAGUGGCGUUUGGGUCGAGUCGUAGAAACGACAACAGAUACUGAUGGUCUUGUUCGAAAUGUUAAACUUGCUUUACCACCUGUAGGCUCGGGGAAACAAUCGAGUUUAGUGUACUUUGAGAGACCAAUUCACAAACUGAUUAUUUUGUUGGAGACUGAAGAAGUGCCCGUCGGGAAGCCAUAG